Oryzias melastigma (Indian medaka) is the source of this 2769-nucleotide messenger RNA. RefSeq names its product bloodthirsty-related gene family, member 33 (gene btr33). NCBI's taxonomy places the organism in Eukaryota, Metazoa, Chordata, Actinopteri, Beloniformes, Adrianichthyidae. The transcript has 8 exons. Gene Ontology annotation, molecular function: protein binding; zinc ion binding. Bases 614 to 2584 code for a protein of 656 amino acids. The record is from RefSeq and is a predicted model, not a curated record.
UCCGGUUGUUUGAACCUAACACAACCACUCACCCUAGCUUCAGAAAAAUAAAAAUGACUAACUUAGAGCCUCAAGUAUAGCUUGCUGAAUUAUUUAUUCAAUUUCUAGUGUUUUUUUGUCACUAGGAUAAAUUACACAGAAUAUUUGUUAAUAUUUGUCAUACACUUACAGCGAUUGUUAAAGUUUAGCUAUAAAAUUCUGUAUUUUUCAUAUGAAGUUAUAACGAAAUGGUAUAAAUAAGGAUUAAACUAUUUACUGUUCUGACUAAUAUUAACAAUACAUCAUUUUAGAAGUUAGAAUUCAAUUAAAAAAAAUAUAAUUCAAUAUGACAAUUAAAAAAAUAUUAAAUAAAAAUUCAAAAUCAACUGUCAACAAAAUAAAAGUUUGACCAGGGUGUGAAUUCUGUGAGAGCAUUUAUCCUCAGACAUGCCUCUGUGUCUCGUUAAAGUCUGUAGCAUUCACCUUGUUCUUUUUUGGGAGUUUCCACUGUACAUUUUACAUUCUUUAUUGGCCCAUUAUGAAAAUAUGGGGUUAUAUAGGAAGGUCAUCCAGCGUGAAAUCUCUGCCAAACUCAUAAUUUGCUGUCGCGACCCCUAAGAGGAUUUUACGAUACAUGUUCAUAAAAAGAUGCUUAUUUGAGACACAAAACACAAAAAGUAGUUGGUAUUGUGUUCAUAUGUUCGCAAAUCCCCAAACUUUACCACACAUCAGUGGUGUUUUAGUGCACUUCUUUUUAAGCGAUCCCGUUUCACACCUAAUCUGGACUUCCCUCCUCCCACCCUGCACUCCCCGAGGGAGUGGUAACAGCAAAAUGGGGAGGACUUUGGAUUCCCGAGCACAAUGCCAGCCAGUAUUCUCCUUCUCUUCCUUAGAGGUCGUCUUUCACAUUCGGGAUAAAAACAGACCUGAGAUUGAAGGAGAGCUGGAGGUCAUGUCUGCUCCCAGCGCCCUUCUGUCAGAGGUUCAGUUCCAGUGCUGCAUCUGUCAUGACGUUUUCUCUGAACCCGUCUCCAUCCCCUGUGGCCACAGCUUCUGCUACACCUGUAUCGCAUCUCUCUGGGGCGACAGCACUAUCAUCAGCUGUCCCAAAUGUCAAACCGUGUUCCACGGCCGCCCGGAGUUUUGCGAAAACUCCUUUGCCAAAGAGAUGUCGGAGCAGAUCCGAUCCAGAAGGCAGAGCGGCGUGACCCCGCUGCUGGCGAGAUUCGUAUCAUGUGACGUGUGUGUGACACAGCAGGCCGAGGCGCUGAAGUCUUGCCUGGUGUGUCUGACUUCGUACUGUGAGCGCCACCUGCAGCCUCACCUGCAGGUCACUAGCUUGAAGAAACACAAACUGAUGGAUCCCGUGGAGAUGCUGGAGAACAGGGUUUGCAAAUCACACCAGAGGCUUUUGGAUCUGUUCUGCAGGAAUGACCAGAGGUGCGUUUGUGUUCUCUGCAAGAUAACUGACCACCAAGCUCACGACACCGUACCUGUGGAGCAAGAGAGCCGCGAGAAGAAGGCUCAUAUUACACGGAUUGAGGCUGAUGUCCAGCAGAUGAUCCAGAGCAGAGUCCAACAAGUCCAGGAGAUCAAACGCAACAUUGAACAAAGCAAAAACAACACAAUUAGAGACAUAGAGGAGAGCUUGGAGGUUUUUGCCGCUCUCUUUCGUGCGAUCGAGAGGAGUCGAGCUGAGCUGGUGGAGGUGAUGGAGAGGAAGCAAAAGCAGGCAGAGGAGAGCGCGCAGACGUUCAUCGCAGAGCUGGAGGAGGAGAUCCGUCAGCUGCAGAAGAAAAGACAGGAGAUGGAGCAGCUUUCGCACUCAGAAGACCAUGCCCACAUCCUGCAGACGUUUCCAGGUUUAAGUUCCCGUCCUUCCGUCAGACCUCACUCUGACCUCCUGGUCCACUCGGACACAUGUUUGGGAGCUGUGAGGAGAGCGCUGGCCGGCGUCCAACAGCAGCUCCAAGCAGAAAUGGAGAAACUGUCAGUGCAAGACCUUGGGAGGAUCCAGCAGUAUGCAGUUGAUGUCUACCUGGACCCUAAAACGGCCAACCCUUGGCUGACUGUGUCCCCGGAUGGAAGGCGAUUGCAGGACGGAGAGGUGGAACAGGAUCUGCCUGAUGCGUCAGAGCGUUUUGAUACGGCUCCGUGCGCCCUCGCCCUCAGGGGUUUCACAACCGGCCGGCACUACUGGGAGGUAGAGGUGGGAGAUAAGACGGCGUGGGAUUUGGGCGUGGCCCGACAGUCCGUCAGCAGGAAGGGCGUUGUGACGCUGAGCCCGCAGGACGGAUUCUGGGCCGUCUGUCUGAGAAACGGCUGGGAGUACCGAGCGUGCGCCAGCCAGGCGGAGCUGCUGUGCCUCUCCAAGAGGCUGCAGAUCGUCGGCGUCUUUCUGGAUUACGAGGGCGGGAUGGUGUCUUUUUACAACGCCGAUACCAAGACGCACAUCUACUCGUUUACAGAGACCCCGUUCACCGAGGCCGUGUUUCCCUUUUUCAACCCAGAGAUGAGUUACAGCGGCACCAACAAGUCUCCGCUCAUCAUCCGCCCUGCCAGUGUGGUCUACAACAGCAGGGAUCUGGAGGACAUCACCAUAUGAAGAGAAUAGAAAUUCAUUUAUUACUGUUAUUGUAUUCAUUAUCUAAAUUAAAGGAUGUAAACAUGUAAGUUAUAUAUAGAUGUAGCUAAAUAACGUGUGGUUUAUUUAAUUUGACUAACUCAGGCUUUUGAAACGCCUGUUACAGUGAAACUGUGGAAGUGCACUUCUUUAAUAAACUUCAUUUA